This is a messenger RNA of Delphinapterus leucas (beluga whale), 2294 nucleotides long. RefSeq names its product chromosome 3 C5orf22 homolog (gene C3H5orf22). Lineage: Eukaryota; Metazoa; Chordata; Mammalia; Artiodactyla; Monodontidae. The record is from RefSeq and is a predicted model, not a curated record.
GGCGGGGUCGCAGCGCAAACCUUUUUGAGUCCACCUCGCUGGGACGCUGCCUCGAGCGAAAACAUGACCGAGUUUACUGGAGAGUGCACCCGGCUCCGGCGCUACCAUGAGCUCCCGGUGUGGGUGGUGGAGGAUCAUCAGGAGGUUCUGCCCUUUAUAUACCGGGCCAUUGGCUCAAAGCAUCUUCCUGCAAGUAAUAUAAGUUUUGUGCAUUUUGAUUCACAUCCAGACCUCCUUAUUCCUGUGAAUAUGCCAGCUGACACUGUAUUUGAUAAGGAAACACUUUUCGGAGAAUUAAGUAUCGAGAAUUGGAUUAUACCUGCAGUUUAUGCUGGCCAUUUUUCCCAUGUAAUAUGGCUUCAUCCCACAUGGGCUCAGCAAAUCAGAGAGGGCAGACAUCAUUUUUUAGUAGGCAAAGACACUUCGACCACAACAAUCAGGGUUACAAGUACAGAUCAUUACUUUCUAAGUGAUGGUCUUUAUGUAACUGAAGACCAGCUAGAGAACCAAAAACCUUUACAAUUGGAUGUAAUUAUGGUGAAACCUUAUAAACUCUGUAACAAUCAAGAAGAAAAUGACACAGUGUCUUCUGCUAAGAAGCCAAAGCUAGCACUGGAGGACACAGAGAACACUGCCUCUACUAAUGGUGAAUCUUGUUCAGAAGGACUGGAAGAUGACUCAGUGACACAGAGAAGAGACCAAACUUGUCUACAACCAUCAUGUUCAUGUUCUUCUGAAAGCCAAGAAUGCCACACUUCAGUCAGCACUGGAGAAAUCCUGAAAAUUUUGGAGAAAGGGGAUGCAUUUGUUUUAGAUAUUGACUUAGAUUUUUUUUCAGUCAAGAAUCCCUUCAAAGAAAUGUUCACUCAGGAGGAGUACAAAAUCUUAAAAGAGCUGUACCAAUUUAAAAAGCCUGGUACCGACCUGACAGAGGAAGAUUUGGUAGAUUGUGUUGAUACUCGAAUUCAUCAAUUAGAAGAUUUAGAAGCUGCUUUUGCUGAUUUGUGUGAUGGUGAUGAUGAAGAAACUGUACAGAAAUGGGCUUCAUAUCCUAGAAUGGAAUCACUAGUUCCACUGGUACAAAGUUUGAAAAAACGGAUGGAAGCUCCAGACUAUGAAAUGGUUCACCAGGCUGGUCUAACCUGUGAUUAUUCAGAACUUCCUCACCAUGUCAGCACAGAACAAGAAAUUGAAUAUCUUAUUCAAUCUGUGUAUUACAUUCUAAAAAAUUUGCCAAAACCUACUGUAGUGACAAUUGCAAGGUCAAGUCUGGAUGAUUACUGUCCUUCUGAGCAAGUUGACACGAUUCAAGAAAAAGUCAUCAGUGUGCUACGCUCCCUCUAUGGGACUCUAGACGUUCACCUGGUGUAUUCAACAGAGUCCACUUCAUCUUGAAACAUCACAACGCUAGGCUCCUGUUAACAUCUUGAUGUAGUAGCAGGGUUUUCAUUAACUUGUUUGCAAAUGAAUCUUCCAGAGAACACUUUGUUUUAAUAUUAACUUUCAUUUAAAAUCUUUCAGGUAUUUUGAACCUCCAAACAGGUAUCACCAGUUGUUGAAUGAUGGCAGGGUUUUUUUGGCAUCAAGUCUACCCCCAGUUGAUGGAACUGAUGCUCAUCUUUCUUCCUGUCCAUCACUGUCGUCUUCACUUUUGUGAGGGUUUUUUUUCCUCUUUUCCCCUCUUCCCCUUAGGUUGGUUGGACUGUGUGAGAUUUAUUCAUUUAUUCAUUCACUCACCCAGCUGACAUUUUUUGAGCACGUUCAUGUGCCAGACAUAACUAAGUGCUGGUUGUAUGGUAACAAACAGAAUAGACAAGGCCCCUGCCCUCUUGGUGGACAGCUGAGAAGCAAAUUAUGGAUUGUGAGACAUGUUAUGAAGGAAAGGAAAACCAUAGACAUGUCUUAGGCAUGCUCUUAGUACUCAGGGCACCCUGGCCUUACAGGAAGGUAACAUUCUCAGAAGCUACUAGCAAAAUAAUGAUAAUAAUAAUAAUAAAAAAACUUGCCAGUCCAUGAAAAUGUUCUAGGAAGUCUACCUUUCCAAGACUUAGGAUUGUGGCCCAACUCUUAUGAAAUGCUCUCAGCAUUGUUGGUAUUGAGGGGGUCUAUUUGAGUAAAUUCAACCAAACAAAAAGUAACUUUUCUUUGCUAAUCAGAAAAACCCUCCAGGGUUUUUUGUUCCUCCAGAUGGUCAGAAUGGGUGUCAAUUACCAUUAUAUCAAUAGUUCCUAAGUGCCACUUUAUUGGCAGUCUGGGUUGAUAAUUUUUUCAAAUAAACCAGCUUUUUAUGUAAA